AUGCAGUUCGGGAGCCAAACCCUCCUCCUCGCCCUUGUCGGCGCCCUCUCCGUCGUCCACGCGUCCCCGGCGGCGUCCCCUGACGCCCUCGCGGCCGGCGAGGCAGCCCGCGCAGAGCCCAAUGCCGACUGCUGCUCGUGCGACAUCCAGAACCCGGGGCCCAACUACAUCUGCACCGUGCCCAAGGGCACCUGCAACGUCCCAGCCAUCGCGUGCCCGCACGACCCGGCGACGCAGGAGCAGUGCUGCUGCUGCGACAUCAACGUGCCGGCGAUGCGGUGCAAGGCGAUUCCCAAGGGGAGCGGGUGCAUCUGCACCCAGGUCAAAUGCCCUUUCCAGUUCGACUAUUCGUUCUUGCCAAAGUCCGGAUGA
Molecule: messenger RNA, 372 nt
Organism: Colletotrichum navitas
Lineage: Eukaryota; Fungi; Ascomycota; Sordariomycetes; Glomerellales; Glomerellaceae
Exons: 1
Coding region: 1-372 (123 amino acids)
Source: RefSeq, a predicted model, not a curated record